AUGGGCAGUGGAGUCCUGCCCGAAACAGGGAUAGCGCCGAACCAACCCGACGUAAUGCCCAUACACGGCACUGACCUGCCGAGGGUCGCCUCCACGCUCGGCCUACUAUGCGCGAUUUUUGGGCGCCGGGGAGUCCUGGAGGACAGCAGGCGUGGGCAGCAGAGGCUCAAGAGACCGCGAGAGUCGUCCAGGAAGCAUUGCAUCGGCCCGUUGCUCGAUCGCGAAACCCCCCCGGGCGUGAUGGCCAACGUGAUUACACCACUCCCGAUCGCUCCGGUUGCUAGAGGGCCAGCCAAAUUCAUCGUAGACCCUCCCGAUGUUGCCCAUUACGCAAGGGGCACCCGGAAACAGCCACCACGGGCACUGUUUGCGGUUCGACCUAAUCGCCACGCCCCUCUCCUCCACCCACGCACCACAACUCCUGCACUCUCGCCAACCAUGGUCAAGAUCGCCCUACCCUCGUCGGUCGAAUCACCAGGCGUAGGCGCGCCCCUGAUGAUUUCAUCGCAUUGUCGAUCGGACCGCCAUCGCGCGAAAUGCACGGAUCUCCCAUACACACACGCGUUCCCGGUCUGGACAUCACCAACGGGGCAGAGCUGCAGACCACUACGCCGGAACGAGUAUCGGGGGGAGCUGAGCUAUAAGGCGAGCGGAGGCCCCCAACACUGCUCGCUGGGCGAGGCCUGCCCGUCCUGCGAUCCCCGUGCGCGCGUCGCAAUUGACUUUGGCGCUCCGGGGGAUUCUCGCCAAUUUGAUCCCGCGUCAGCCAAGGCCCCUCUUGAUCUGCCCCAGGGUGUCACCAUGGAGUAG
Messenger RNA from Penicillium lagena, 810 nucleotides. RefSeq lists its product as uncharacterized. The record is from RefSeq and is a predicted model, not a curated record. The coding region runs from base 1 to 810 and encodes 269 amino acids. The transcript is spliced from 4 exons. NCBI's taxonomy places the organism in Eukaryota, Fungi, Ascomycota, Eurotiomycetes, Eurotiales, Aspergillaceae.